CCGUCAGCCUGAGCCACCAAAGAAGGAGAAGGAGACAGCUGCAAUUACCACCACUCAGUCAAAGAGAGCAGAUGAAUGGAAGGACCCUUGGCGACGAUCCAAGUCCCCCAAAAAGAAACUGGGGGUCUCUGUCUCUCCCAGCCGGGCGCGCAGGCGCCGAAAAACCUCCGCUUCUUCAGCAUCUGCUUCUGGCUCUUCAAGGUCCUCUUCUCGUUCAUCCACCUAUUCUGGUUCAGGUUCCUCACGAUCUCGUUCCAGAUCAUCAUCUUACAGCUCUUACUCUAGUCGCUCUUCAAGACACAGCUCUUUCUCAGGCAGCAGGUCCAGAUCCAGGUCCUUCUCAUCUUCACCCUCUCCUUCUCCAACACCAUCUCCACACAAGCCGCUUGCGAAGGCCAAAGGGGAGUUGCUACCACCCGCUGGGAAGGGUGAAAAAUCUGUGAAGAAACUUGCUGCCCUUCCAGUCCCUCAGCCGCUCGCUAAAAUUACCACAGCCACACCAGAGCCAGCCAAACCAGGGGAUAAUCGAGAGGCCAGGAGGAAGGAACGUCAGACAAGGACUCCACCCAGGAGGAGAACCAUCAGCGGCAGCAUCAGCGGCAGCUCCAGCAGCUACAGCGGUUCCAGUUCCCGGUCCAGGUCCCUGAGCGUGAGCAGCGUUUCCUCUGUCUCCAGUGCCUCCUCCAGCAGCAGCUCCGUGCGCAGCGCCGACUCCGAGGACAUGUACGCGGACCUGGCCAGCCCCGUGUCCUCGGCCAGCUCCCGAUCCCCCACCCCGGCGCAGCAGAAGAAAGGUAGAGGCAAGUCAAAAAAAGAGGAUAGCGCUAAAGAGGAGAAGCGGAAACGGGAUGUGCCCACCCAGCUCCUGAAAUCAGCCAAGCCCACCCCGGGGGGCAAGUCCCAGCAGCUCCUGCAGACCCAGCAGCCCUCUGCCCCCCAGGCUCAGCAGGGCGGGGGCUUCAGCGCCCACAAGGAGAUCAAACUGACACUCUUGAACAAGGCAGGUGACAAGGGAAGCAGGAAGAGAUACGAGCCAGCAGACAAAGACAGGCCGAGCUCUCCUCCAGCCAAACGGGCCAACCAGUCACCUGACAGAGGCUCUCGUGACAGGAAGGCCGCUGGGAGACUCUCCUCACCCAAGCAGGAGCGACAGAGGAGCCAGAACCCGAAACCUUCCCCUGCACAGACAGACAGGAAGCGCCAGCUCUCACCUCAGUCCAAGAGCUCCAGCAAAGUCACCAGCGUGCCAGGCAAAGCCUCGGAGGCGGGCACGGCGGGUGCCAAGGGGGGCAAGUCCAGCACCCUGUCUCGGCGGGAGGAGCUCCUCAAGCAGCUCAAGGCAGUGGAAGACGCCAUCGCUCGCAAGAGGGCCAAGAUCCCGGGCAAAGUAUAG
This is a messenger RNA of Merops nubicus (carmine bee-eater), 1393 nucleotides long. Its product is annotated as zinc finger CCCH domain-containing protein 18-like. NCBI's taxonomy places the organism in Eukaryota, Metazoa, Chordata, Aves, Coraciiformes, Meropidae. The annotation marks the transcript as partial. The transcript is spliced from 10 exons. The record is from RefSeq and is a predicted model, not a curated record.